Messenger RNA from Lottia gigantea (owl limpet), 1137 nucleotides. RefSeq lists its product as hypothetical. Bases 1 to 1137 code for a protein of 378 amino acids. The record is from RefSeq and is a predicted model, not a curated record. NCBI's taxonomy places the organism in Eukaryota, Metazoa, Mollusca, Gastropoda, Lottiidae. Gene Ontology annotation, molecular function: alpha-1,6-mannosylglycoprotein 2-beta-N-acetylglucosaminyltransferase activity. Gene Ontology annotation, biological process: oligosaccharide biosynthetic process; protein N-linked glycosylation. Gene Ontology annotation, cellular component: Golgi stack; Golgi membrane. The transcript has a single exon.
AUGUUUAACAUUAACGAUAAAGAGGAAUUGAAUAAAUUCGUUCAGACUGCUAACGAACAACAAACGAUCAGGAAUCAUUUUUCUCCUGAUCUGUCAGAGUUUGGAGUCGUCAUUCUUGUCCAGGUUCAUAAAAGACCGGGCGACCUCAGGAUUCUUAUCGAUUCUUUAAAAAGCGUGAAAGGAAUCGAAAAAACUUUAGUGGUUUUUAGUCACGAUGUUGUUUUACCCGAGGUCCAUAAACUUAUUCAAGACAUUCAAUUUUGUCCUGUGAUGCAAAUAUUUUUCCCAUAUGCUAUUCAGCUUUACGAUGGUCGCUUCCCAGGCGAUUCCAAAAAUGACUGCCCAAGAGAUAUAUCAAUGAAAAAAGCCAAAGAAAUAAAGUGCAAUAACGCAGACAAUCCUGAUAAAUUCAAGCAUUAUAGAGAAGCGAAAUUCACUCAGAUGAAACAUCAUUGGUUGUGGAAAAUUCAUUUUGUGUUUAACAACGUUAAAAUAUUACAGAAGUUUAAAGGUAUGGUUUUACGUUUAGACAAUGAUUAUUACCUCGCCCCAGAUAUAUUGCAUAUAAUUACUUUAAUGCGAAAACAUAGCAUGGAGCAUGAUGAAAAUAUGUUUAUUCUUGGAAAUCAUGAAAUAUUUAGUGGUGAAAGUUAUAGUGAUGUGUCUGUUAUAUCUAAUAACUGGUUUACUGGUGUUGGAAGAGGUAUGGCCUUUACCAGAGAAUUGUGGCAACAAAUUGUGGCUUGUAUCGAUAUUUUCUGCUCCUUUGAUGACUAUAAUUGGGAUUGGAGCUUACACAAAGUCGUAACAGAUUGUAUAAAAGGUCUAAAAGUUAUGAAACCAAAAGCUAGUCGGAUAUUUCAUGUGGGACAGUGCCAUGGUUUCCAUAAACACAGUAUGUGCACUUCUGAAGAAAUAUUAACUCGAAUAACAAAGUAUUUAAGAACAAAUAAAGAGUUUAUGUUUCCCCAUAAACUGAUAUUUGACAAACGUAUAAAUAACGCAGUGAAUAAUGUAAGUGGUUAUGGAGGAUGGGGGGAUCCUAGAGAUUAUAAGCUAUGUAAAGCAAUAGUUUCAUCUGCUAGUCAAGCUGAACAUGUGAUACGUUCAAUUAAUAAAAGCCAUCAACUCAAAUGA